Messenger RNA from Histoplasma capsulatum G186AR, 1503 nucleotides. RefSeq lists its product as uncharacterized. Gene Ontology annotation, molecular function: methyltransferase activity. The transcript has 9 exons. Lineage: Eukaryota; Fungi; Ascomycota; Eurotiomycetes; Onygenales; Ajellomycetaceae. The coding region runs from base 1 to 999 and encodes 332 amino acids. The record is from RefSeq and is a predicted model, not a curated record.
AUGAUCAACGUGGCCACCCCUCCAUACAAACCCGGCGUCCUUCGAGACGGCGCCGGGGAACUGGGAAAGCUAGCCGCCUUGCUCCCUGAUUCCGAUGAGGAUUCUGCAGUUGCCGUGAACGACGACUUGCUAUCUGUUGCAUCAUUGACAUCGAGCGUCCGUGACUUUGUGGUCGAAAAUGGACGGACAUACCACUCCCUCAGCGUGGGGAAGUAUAUCCUACCUAAUGACGAGGAAGAAAAGGACCGACUAGAUAUGCAAAAUCACCACUUCCUGGUUACCUUUGGAGGCAAGAUGCAUUUUGCCCCAGGUGCAGAGUAUGCACAGCGUGUCCUAGACGUAGGCACAGGAACUGGUAUCUGGGCUAUCGAUUUUGGUAAGGCGUAUCACCGUCUUUCUGUGGUUGGUGUCGACCUGAGCCCCAUUCAGCCAUUCUACGUACCCCCAAAUUGUUCAUUUGAGAUCGACGAUCUGGAAAAGGACUGGACAUGGACGCGGCCAUUCGACUACAUUUUUAGUCGGAUGAUGGUUGGCAGUUUUGCAGAUUUCUCCCGAUUUGCUGACCAGGCAUACCGACACCUGGUCCCUGGCGGCUACCUGGAACUAAUAGAUUGCAUCUUCCCAAUGGCCUCGGAUGACGGCACCCUUGAUACCAGCCCAGCCCUCAAAGAAUUCAGCGACCUGCUUCUGCAAGCCAGCAUCAACCUCGGCCGGCCCCUGAAUGCCGCGAAAAACCAUCGCGAAACCCUCAUCGAUGCAGGCUUCACGAACGUCAACGUCUUAAAUUUCAAAUGGCCCACUAACCGCUGGCCCAAGGACCGCAAGGAUAAGUUGGUGGGUCUGUGGACGCUGGCGAAUAUCGGCGGCGGGCUUGAAGGGCUCAGUCUCGCGCUGAUGACGCGGGGGCUGGGUUGGGAAAAGAACCAGAUUCUUGCAUAUCUGACGUCGGUGAGAAAGGAUUUGCAUGAUCCGAAAAUUCAUGCGUAUUGGCCCAUGUGAGUCUCGUGAUUCUUACUAUUGAUAUUCAAUUCUUCCUUCCUUCCUUUUCCUAUGGCAUUUGUGGACUAAUAACCCGGUUCCUCUGGCCCUCCCCCGGCCGCCGGUGCCUGUUAAAAUUUAGUGUUGUCGUUUAUGGCCAGAAACCGAAAUCGACAUCACCGACCCGUUCGACGCAUUCGUGAUAUUGUUUUCCAUGUUCAUGUCACUUGCCUGUCUGGCCAUACUUCUUUCCUCAUUCCCUAGCCGAUUUACGUAGCGUAGCGGUUAUGGCAGUGCAGCCAACCCCCAUUUUCCUUCCUAUGAUGAUUUUGAAGUAUCACCAUAUCCUCUUAUUCAGCACUGCCGGGAACACCAGGAUGAGCAGGAAGUCCAAAAGCGUCCAAAAGCCCUGGAGGUUUUUCUCGAGUCAUUUCGUGUAUUUGCGGCCGGAUAUGCGAAAUAGUACGAUGUGAUGAAUUACAUAUGUAUAUGCAAACAUUUUAAUUUAUAUUUAUAUUUAUAUUU